AGUAUGCUUCCAGUCUUCGUUUUCGAAGGUAGUGGAUGUGCAGGGUUAGGGAAGUACGCUGGCUAUUUAGUGGCAAAUCUUAACUCAUUUCGGUUCGACAAUUGUUCGAGAAGCAAAUUCUUACAAUUAGAAUCACAGUUCAUGCGUGAACGUUAGUGCUGGUUUUCAGUGGAAAAUUGUUAAGUGAGAAUUACCGUUUACUAGUUGACGAAAAGGUUGAUUUUAAACUGGAACAAGUGUAGUGGAAAUCGGAGAAGUUUCUGGGUCGAUGUUAUGCAUUUCAUGUGUUGAACGUGUCGUAAUUUUCCAUAGUGGUUUAUAUUUUCGGAAUAACAAUGCUGGCGUUAAUAAGGCUGUUUCGAAAUUUCAACUUCGUGGCAUUCUAGCGGUCUACUAUAUCCAGGUACGGUCAAACGUUUAGAUGUAAAUCGAGACUUCAUUCGGCUAAUAAGUAGACUUAUGUUCAACCAUUAUUCAUCAGAGCGAUCCUCACCUCGAGACACACAGCAACUGUGCUCCGAGAUCCGAGAGCUGUUAACGCGACGGGCGAACUAGUAGUAGACCCCGUUGAAGAGCGCGAGGCGGGGGUAGUAAGAGAAUUUGUUAGGAGGGAACUCGCUUGCCGCCCACAGAUCGCGCGCGCGGAGAAUGUUCAAUUAUAGGCGGUUUGUGACGGGCAGUCAGCAGCGACUCCACCGGCAACAGCAGCAGUAAAAGUAGUAGAAGUUGCAACGCGGUAGCAGUUGCCGCAUCCGAUCGAUACGCUCGUGUUUUGGAUAUUGUCAGGAAUCCGGGCGACAGGGAAGCGUCCCCGCAAUCGAAAGUGGUGUCCCCGGGCGAGCGGCAAUCGUGCGCUUUUCUAAGGUGAAACAAAGUUGGCAAGCUUUCAAAUUUCCGAUGUGUUUUUUAAUUACUAUGUGAGUGCAGUUUCUGUUUAAAUGAAUGCGACAAAUCUGAAAAGAUAAAAAAUAAAACGAAGUGUACGAGUGUGAUAAAUUUGUCUGUGUUGCAAAAAAAAUAGUGAAUCGAAUCAACGCUUCUACAGUGCCGAAUGGUACAAAGCUUUGUAAUCGGCUAAUGCUCAUAUGUUUUGAAACAUUGCUCACAGCUUCCGGUGUUGAAACAGGGUUAUAGAGUUAGUGCAAACGUAGAAUCCGAUUUGUAUAUAGUGGCCUGAGUGUUCAGCAAGUGAUUGCUUUUUUUCUGGUUUAUUGGAAAAAAGCUGGACGACAGACAGGAGGUGUAGCAGUGGGAGAUUUGGCUUCUAUCCGAAGUCCUCGAGCGGAAUAUGGAUAGAAGUGUAGAUUCCAUUGGUAGUUGUUCACUCGAUGUAGAUGCUGAUUCGACUGAUUUUUCUGACACCUCAGGCGAACUAAACUUCCUAACGCCCAACUCGGCCAAAGAUAUCCAACGUGAGUUCACUGCCGGUAUCAAGGAGCGCUGCAAGAUCCCGUUCAUCAGCUGUCAGGCCGUAACGACCGUACUGGAUCCGGCGACGGGUAAUAUCAGCACCGUCCUGACGACGACAUCCCCCCAGACCGAGACGGCCACAUCGACGACGACGGCGGCGACGGCUGCCACGGGCAAGAAGCCGAGCUACCUUAAUCUGGCCUGCUGUGUGAAUGGUUACUCGAAUCUGACGACGUAUGAUUCGAAGCUGAGGCAGGAUAUCAACAAGUCGCGGGAGGUAUCGCCGAGCCGGCCGAUCAUUGCCACACUGCACUACAAUCGGUCGGAGGGUGGCAAUUUUCAGCUGACCGCCCCCACUCUCAGCUACAUUAGUAUGAAUAAUAGUAUUAACAAUAGCAUUAGCAACGGCAGAAUUGGCGCAAUGGUGAACGGCGGUGGCGCAGGGGGACGAUUUGUCGGAUCGGAUCGGACCGUCAGCCAGGAUGUUCCGGAUAAUGCCGCAAUGUUCAAUAGUAAUGGGUUCAGCGGUGGUGGGCUGCGAACAAAGGUGAUUUCAUCGCAAUCCCAGCUAGGCAGCGUAAAAGAGUGCGAGAAAGUGGUGAAGAAGAGCUUCAUUCAGCAGCGCGUCGAAAAGUUGUACGGGAGCGCGGAGGGCGUUGUGAUUAGCAAGCAGAUUUACAACAACAACGAGAGGAGAUAUUUAAACAACAUUGCGAAUGAGAAUGUGAACAAGAGCUACUCUGGCACGAUUCACUUCAAUGGGAACGGAAAUGCCGCGUCGAAUGCUUGCUGCGAUGUUGGUGGAACCGGGGUCGGAGGAGGGGGAGGAGGGAUAGCAAAUGGGGCAGGAGGUGGAGCUAGCGUCAACGGUAGUUGUGGUGGAACAAAAGAGAAUCUCGAUGAGAACAAUAAGGAGAUUACCAGUGAUCCAGAUUUGGAAGCGCUGCCAGUAUUGCGGCAUUUGCGGCCUGAGUUCCGGGCACAGUUGCAACUAUUUUCUCCCAAAAAAGUCCCCAAAACGUCACCCGCUCGGAGCUCUUCCGGUAGUGGUACCGCCAGCAGUGAUUGUCACAUCGAUAGCUAUUCCAUGUCCAAUGGGGAUUUAAGUCAUCAUCAUUCGUACUCCACAUCACACUUGAUCAACGGCAAAGUCACAACGUCAAACAGCACGACAACGGCGUCCUCCUCGCUGUCGUCAUCAUCGUCUAUCCACGCGUCGUCAAACGGAGUGGACUCGAGAGAAGAACACACCACAGUGGCAACAACAGUAGUCACAACGGCUACCACAACCAAAACCGAACUCGCGAAAUCCCAUGAACAGCAGAACGGAUCGGAUUCGGAGUCUUUAUCAGUGGUCACUUCGGCUGGGGAGACGACGACGGCGACUAACACUAGUGACGCAACAGGGCCGACAACUGUUGCCAACGAUAAUAGUAUUUGCGGCGACAUUAGGCGAGAAUCUUUUUCGCCAACCACGACGGCAGUGACAAAACGAACACCAGUCGGAGAGGAGCCAAUUUGUGUGGAAUCGGUUUCGGCCCCGGAGCAGAAGCAAGAGAUGAAGUUGAACGAACUGUCGUCGGUGGCCCUUAAUGGUGGCGAUCAUGACGAUCGAGCGAAAGUUAUCCAGAAUGGAACCAAGAACGGCCAUCAUAACCAUCAUCCGGCGGAAAAUAAGGAAAAUCUGAACGGUGACAUAGUGGAACCGCUGUCGGCAAAGUCACCCCUGAAGGAUGGAAAUUAUUUUCUGCAGGUGCUCAAGAACGAACAGAAAAGGCUCUACGCAAUGGCAGCCGAUAUAGAGAGUGAAAUCGAACAAGUGAAGACUGAUGGUGUGGAAAUCAGCGAGGAAAUUACCGGCUACAUUUUGGUGGCGGCGGGUAAAGCACGACUUCUGUGCUCGCAGAAAAUGAAGCAGUUUGAAGGUUUAUGUUACAACAAUCUCAAUCAAUUGCCCGGCGAAAAGUUUCAAACUACGAAUGAAGAUCUACGCGGCUUUUGGGAUAUGGUUAUGUUGCAGGUUGAUAAUGUUGACGCCUCUUUCGCUGAGAUUGAUUCUUUCAGAAGAAAUGGAUGGAAGCAACCAGCGCCCGUGAGUCCCUCCCCGCAGACACGCAGCAACACCAGCAGCACGGUCCGAACUUCGAAGCUGGUGAAAAGGCCUUUCAAAACUCCGGCCGUCUCAUCGGACUCGGUGGAUGGCGGCAAUACUGCUGCUAGUGGUAAGCGGGCAGCUGCUGCGGCCGCCGCCGCCCGACGAGAUGCCCAGAGGAAGCAGCUCAUGGAGUUGAAGCGAAAACAAAAAUUGGCCAGCAGCCAACAGAAUGUGGAAAUUUUUGUCCCAGGCGCGCCCAUUCCCGCCGUUUCGAGUGAAACGAACGAUGCUGCUGCCGCCGCGGCCCUGGUUGAUGCGAGUUGAUCUCGCUCAGCCAACCACAACACUACUGGACUCGACCGGUGUCAACGCCUGCGGGAAGGACCGGAAGUUACGUAAUUUUUGUAUUACAUCUUUGUUUUAAUUUGUCGUUCUUUUAUCGCGAUAAACCACGUACACAUACCUAUAGAUCCACAUGUUUUGACUGACUGAUUUAGUAGACUAUGUUGGGUGAGAUCGAGUGGAAGAAUGUUUGAGGUAUUUUUUCGGUGAGACUGAAUGAUGGAAUGGGACGGGACGGACGUUGUGUCUGGGUUUCUGGUGAUAAUACGUUGCUGGGCGAAAGAAAGAGUUGUAUUUUGCAUAGAAAAAAAAACCGUAAUUAAAAUACAUUCAUUGUGAUUUUAUGAGAAAUGACAAUUUUUUUAUAUGUUGAAUAUACUUAUUAAUAGUUAGAGAUACACAAUUAAAUAAAAAAAGAACCAUGCAAAAACAUAAGCAAAAUAUUUAUUUAGUUUUAGGACUCAAAACUCAAUGAGCUAACCUUUAUAGGAACAAUUCUGAAUACAGACAUUGGAAAGUUCACACGGCAACAAGAUAACCUUCUGUGCGCAUAUCGAGAGAUAUUGCAGAUGCAUUACUGUAAUUCAGGAGAGGAAACAAGCAGAAUUUAAUUUUUCGCUGUAGGUUAGUUCUUAAGCUACUUUACCGUUCACCUCCACUACGACACUACUAAUAACGCAAAAUGUACACGAAUGAAAACUAACGAAACUUUUUCAUGUUAUCUACAUUAUGUGAAUAUCUUGAUAUUUUUUUUUAUUUGAAAGUUUAUUUCUUUUACAUUAUCAUGCAACCCAUGGUACUGAUUUUGAUUCGCCUGCGCUCGACACAUCGGAUUGUAUUUAGUUUACAUUUCAUGCUAACGAACGAAUUUAUCUCACUGCUAAACAUUCAAAGCAUCGGCGGGUCUUUUUCCAACAUUGAUUCACAUGAAUAUGAGUGCCUUUUAAUCAUUGUUAACAAAGUGCAGUACAAACUUACAGACGGUUCAGUUUAGUCUUCUAGCUCUAGUGUGUAAUUUUUUACGAGAUUGUUACUUUACCUUCUUAAUCGAAAUUGUUUGCCAGAUCGGUGUCGAGUAGCAUCUAUCGAUUGUUCUUAGUUUUUUUUCUCUCUCCAGAAAACUUGCUCACGCUUUCAAAUGAUAGAUCAACGUAUAUUGUAGAAAUACCUAGCAGCAAUCCAGCCACCUGUUAACAUGCUUACUGUAGAGAAAGAUAAUGUUUGAUCGUCCUGGAUCGAACAUUUUCCCAUAUGAAUUAGGACUUCGUUAUGCGUACUGUAAAUAUGUCAGUGGUACGCAAACGCACGAUUUGGGAGCCCAUAAUUUGGCGCGAAAUUGCAAGAUUUUAUUCAGCGAAGUGAUGCGGCAUCGCUCGGAGCAGAUAUGGAAAUUGUAAUGUGAAUAAUAUACGAAACCCUUAAGUCACAUA
This is a messenger RNA of Toxorhynchites rutilus septentrionalis, 5277 nucleotides long. RefSeq names its product serine-rich adhesin for platelets-like. Gene Ontology annotation, molecular function: molecular adaptor activity. The transcript has 8 exons. Bases 1289 to 3829 code for a protein of 846 amino acids. The record is from RefSeq and is a predicted model, not a curated record. NCBI's taxonomy places the organism in Eukaryota, Metazoa, Arthropoda, Insecta, Diptera, Culicidae. Gene Ontology annotation, cellular component: postsynaptic specialization; glutamatergic synapse. Gene Ontology annotation, biological process: signaling.